Messenger RNA from Thyridium curvatum, 1851 nucleotides. RefSeq lists its product as uncharacterized. Lineage: Eukaryota; Fungi; Ascomycota; Sordariomycetes; Thyridiales; Thyridiaceae. Gene Ontology annotation, molecular function: transmembrane transporter activity. Gene Ontology annotation, biological process: transmembrane transport. The record is from RefSeq and is a predicted model, not a curated record. The transcript has 8 exons. The coding region runs from base 1 to 1851 and encodes 616 amino acids.
AUGACCCUGGGCAAUGAUGAUGGCCUAGGUGCCACCCUAGCGCUUCCAGAGCAUUCAAAGCGUGACGAUGCCGAACACAAAGAGGAUGUGCACCAAGCUGGGCUCCUCGCGCAUGAUAUAGCAGACUUGACUCCUGGCUAUUUCUGGAAUCCACGCUACUUGGGAACCAUCUUCGCCCUGUCACUGACUACAGCAUCGGCAUACUUUGGAUUUUCCGCCCCUGCAUCGGUUCUCAGCUACAUCAAUGAAGACAUCGGCCCAACUGAUUCCGAAAGUUUGUUUUCCAUUGUGUGGACAAUGUGUAACGCCAUCAGUCUAUUGGUGGUUGGUCGUGUCUCGGACAGAUUUGGAAAGCGCUCUAUCAUGCUUGGAGCAGGAGCAGUAGCAAUGGUUGGGGCUAUUAUGGCCAGUAGAGCCAAGAACAUGAACACGUUGAUCGGAGCAAAUGUCCUGCUCGGUCUGGCAUCCGGCGUGCACUCUGCUGUCGGCCUGUUCGCAGGAGAAAUCUCACCACACCGAUACAAAUUCAUGAUUCAGACAGCAAUUCUGAUACCUAUGGUCAUAUCGCCCGGCUUGGGUGCCUAUAUUGGCAGAGCAUGUGUUGAGACGCACAGUUGGAGAUGGAUAUACUACAUUUUGAUCGUGAUACUUGGCGUGGGCUGGGUCAUCCAAAUGUUUGUAUAUUUCCCCCCAACGUUUGAACAGCUACAUGGAAAGCAGCGCUCUGUACUUCGAGAAUUUCAACGGAUUGACCAAGUGGGCUUGCUGCUGCUCGUCGCUGGACUUACGCUGUUUUUGCUGGGAAUCUCAUGGGGAGGUAACCCAAAGCCAUGGCAUUCUGGUCUCAUUUUGGGUCUGCUGAUCUCUGGAGGUGUCACACUCGUGGCCUUUGUCCUCUGGGAGGCAUUCUACCCAACUCCAAACCCCAUUGUGGAUCUGCGGCUGUUCAAGCAUCGAGGUUUCGUUUGCCUGACGGUAAUAUCUGCCUGUUCCGGAUCGAUGUACGUUGGACUCAGUAUUAUCUGGCCUCAAUACGUCUUCAGGGUAUUUAGCACUGCCAGCACCUCCUGGCAAACUGAAGCCUGGAUGAGCUCUACAGUCGGCUGGGGAAUCUGGGGAGGUUUGAUGAUCAUGUGUCCGCUGGUCAACGUGAUUGGCGAUCUUCGACUUCAGAUCCUCGGCUGCGUGGUAUUCAGCACCGUCUUCCUUAUCGCAUUGUCACAGGUUGGCAUCGUCGACCAGUCUAAGGCUAUUGCCUUUUCAUUUCUUACUGGCCUGCCCGUCGGCUUCAUCGAGCUGGGACCAUGCGUCAUCUGUCAGCUUGGCGCCCCUGAUCAGGAGAUUGGCAUGAUUUUUGGUACCAUCUCGUGUAUCCGGUCGGUAGCUGGCUCCAUCUUUACUGCGAUCUAUCUUGCCGUCCUCAACUCCAAGGCCAAGUCCAAAAUCGCCAGCAUAGUCUCUCAGGCGGCAAUCGAGGCCGGGUUACCGCAAUCUUCGCUCAUGGAUCUCUUUGAGGCUUUAAAAAUUGGCUCUGAAGCGGCAUUUGCUAAAGUUCCUGGGAUUACUGCACAGAUUGAAGCAGCGGUUAUCCAGGCGCAGCGGGUCGCCUACUCUGAAGCUUUCCGCUAUGUCUACUAUUCGGCCAUGCCAUUACUUGGCUGUGCUAUCAUUGCAUCGAUAUUUCUCCCAGACUACAACCGCUACAUGGACGGCCAUAUGCCCAAGCCUAUCAACAUGCCUAAUGCAAAAGUUGUAUCCGGAUCAGAGAACGAGUCGCCAGGUCACCUUGACGAUACAAAGUCCACCGAUCAUGUCGAAGUCGAAAAGGGCUCACAGCACCGGAGCGGUUGA